UAGCUAGCUAAGCACUGUGAUCUACUCCACCUAGUGGCUAGCUAGCUAGGGCUCUCUCCAUCACUUGUUUCCCGGCCCGGCACUCAUCCAACCACGUUAUAUAUACACACACGACACACUUAACUCAUCCCCCUCUCUCUCCGGCAUAUAUCCUCUCUACAAUCUUUUCAGAGGAUGAUGAAGAGGUUUGUGAUCCUCAGGAGGUGCCAUCCGCCGCCGCCGCCGGCGACGGCGUUCGGCGGCGGGUGCUGCCGCGGCGUGCGGUACGGAGAGUGCCGGCGGAACCACGUGGCGAGGACGGGCGGGUACGCGGUGGACGGGUGCCGGGAGUUCAUGGCAGAAGGGGAGGAAGGCACCAGUGGGGCGCUGCGGUGCGCCGCGUGUGGCUGCCACCGUAGCUUCCACCACCGGGUCUUGGUGCCGGCCCGCUGCUGCUGCUGCAUCCAUGCCGAUGCCGAUGCCGGUGCCGGGGCCGGGGCCUCGGGUCUCAGCUGGGACGUCUGCUCCACGGAGUCCACGGCGUCCAGCACCGCGGCCACGAGCUAGCAGGGAAGGGUGAUUAAGAUCCAAAGAAGAAGGCCGCACAUUAUUGGUAUCAUCUAUCAUCUGAGGUGUUCAAGUGUGAUUGAUUCCAUGCAACUCCAACCUCUCCUCUUACAUUGGUAUAUAGUUGCAUGACUAUAUAGGAGUAUUAGCUAGCUAGCUUGUUUCUACCAGCUUUGUUUUGUUUUGUUUGUUCUCUGACUAGCUAGCUUAGCUAGCUCAUGCCUCCUGCUUAAUUAUUUUCUUUCUCUUAAUUACCUCAGCGCUAUGAAUUCAUUGUAUUUGGACGUGUGUCCAGCAUUCACGCGCUAGCUCGGCGUCUCUAUGUCUGUAUGCUCCCUCUUUUGCAUGAGAUUAUUGUGUGGCCGUGCUUCCUUUCUGACUUU
Molecule: messenger RNA, 929 nt
Organism: Brachypodium distachyon (stiff brome)
Lineage: Eukaryota; Viridiplantae; Streptophyta; Magnoliopsida; Poales; Poaceae
Product: mini zinc finger protein 4
Exons: 1
Coding region: 175-546 (123 amino acids)
Biological process (GO): regulation of DNA-templated transcription; regulation of developmental process
Cellular component (GO): nucleus
Molecular function (GO): transcription cis-regulatory region binding; DNA-binding transcription factor activity
Source: RefSeq, a predicted model, not a curated record